Molecule: messenger RNA, 5991 nt
Organism: Vespa velutina
Lineage: Eukaryota; Metazoa; Arthropoda; Insecta; Hymenoptera; Vespidae
Product: solute carrier family 41 member 1-like
Exons: 8
Coding region: 1275-2987 (570 amino acids)
Biological process (GO): monoatomic cation transport
Cellular component (GO): plasma membrane
Molecular function (GO): monoatomic cation transmembrane transporter activity
Source: RefSeq, a predicted model, not a curated record
CAUAUUUAUUGUUUUGAUUAUUUUUAGAUAUAAUUAUUUCUAAAUAUUAUAUAUUAUAAGAAGAAAAUAUGCGACAAAAAAAAAUAAUAGAAGAAAGAGAACCGAGAAGAAAUCAUUCUAGGAUUAAACGUUUCAUGCAUCUUGGCUCCGAUUUAGCUUGGCUCCGUACCACCUACAGACUCCUCUCUUGAGCGUCAUUGUUAUCGUCAUCAUCAUCAUCGUCAUCGUUAUCGUCAUCAUCAUCAUCAUCAUCAUCAUCAUCAUCAUCAUCAUCAUCAUCAUUAUUAUCAUCGGCUGUGGCCAGUAAUCGCUCAGCGUAAUCGCUCAGCGCCGUUUUCAUGCGCGGCCCUUUCAGUCUCGUCGUGUCUCUUCGUUUCUCUCACGGCGAUCUACCGACGUGACUCUCUCACUCUUUCUCUCUCUCUCUCUCUCUUUCUUUCUCUCUCUCUCUCUCUCUCUCUUUCUCUGUUUCUCUCUCUGUCUCUCUCUCUAUCUCUGAAUGAAAUAGUUAGAUCUCUCAGUGCCAACUAUCCCUCCGCACCCGUCGGAUUGCGUCUCCCGUUCGCGAAGAUCGUAUCUAUCUCGUAAGAAAUCAAAUUGAUAUCAAUGAAAAAAGCCGCGAAGAAAGUUUGAUUUUUAACAUUAACGUAACGUCAAAGUUACAUAUAUAGCUUUACAUUACAUAUAUAUAUAUAUAUACACACAUUUACCGCUAAAAGAGUUUCCUCUUCAAAUUUAAUCUUUAUUUUAAGUAUGUAAACGUUUAUAAAUGUUUAUCAAUGAUAAAAAAAAAGAAAACACAAUAUCAUCUAAUGCAAAUUUAAUUGAUCUAUUUAUGAAAGACUUGAAAGUGUCGUGUGUGUGACGACGUAGGUCGAUGCGACGUUAAAAUGUGGGAAGCUCGAGUGCGUUCCUCGUUGCGGAUAAAGAAAAAGUGUGUUCGGAGUGAAUCGGCUUGUAGCUGACUAUAACUUAAAUUUAUUGGUUCCAACGAGGAGCCAAAUCGAAGAGAUAGCGUCCCUCAACAGCGAAUUACGUAAUUUACGUUUUGUUUGUGUCCUGGAAAAUUAUAUAUAUAUAUAUAUCUGUAUAUAUAGACCUAUAUGUAACACGAACGUGUAUCACACGUUCAGAGAAAGAAAGAGAGAGAGAAAGAGAGAUAGAUAGAUAGAGAGAGAGAGAGAGAGAGAGAGAGAGAGCCUUAUCAUUCUUUGAAAGAAGAAGAAUGGCUAUAUAUUCGUGGGUACGAGUAAGACGAGGCCCUCAGUAGGAAGAUGAUAGAGGGCCAGGUACAUCAACUUCCGGUGAGGCUACCGCCCGACAAAACGCAGCCUGUUCAAACAACCCAGCCGAACACCGCCAAGUUCGAAAAUGAGCAAUGUAAGGAGCCUCUGCUUCCGGAAAAGCAUAAUUCCCACAGGAUGACACCAACCGAUGGCCGAUCACGCACAACUUCAGAAUCGAAUGCCACAGUUGGCACCAACACAAACACCACCAUUCCCAACAACAAUAACAACAACAGCAGUAAUGGGAGCGGGAAUGGUAAUAGUAACGGCCCUAACGUGACCAAUUCGGUCACGGCCAAUUCCACCGGCCAUGAGGAGUGUAUGGAAGUGACGAUCUUCGAUGAGAAUUAUGAUAACAACCGUCUUCCUGAUGUCGUCGCUGAAAGUAAAAUCUACGGAGUGUUGGACGAGGAGGAGCCAACGGAAUCGUACUGUGCCAUAACUAUUCAAGUUUUCAUACCAUUCCUGAUAGCUGGCCUUGGCAUGGUUGGAGCUGGACUGGUCCUCGAUUUGGUCCAACACUGGGUUGUGUUUGAUAAAGUGAACGAACUGAUGAUACUGGUGCCAGCACUUUUAGGUCUUAAAGGUAAUCUAGAAAUGACUUUGGCGUCUCGUCUCUCUACACAAGCGAAUCUUGGACACAUGGAUACGCCUAAACAACAGUGGUACAUGAUCGUUGGGAAUCUCGUUUUGAUACAAUGUCAAGCUAUAGUCGUUGGUUUUCUGGGCUCAGUCGUGGCAAUUGUUAUGGGUGCCUUCCGUAAUGGUACAGUUUCUUUGGAUCAUGCAUAUCUCUUAUGUGCUAGCAGCUUAGUAACAGCAUCCUUGGCUUCCUUCGUUCUCGGUUUGAUAACCGCUGGCGUCAUAGUCUUCUCACGUCACUGUCACAUCAAUCCUGACAAUGUAGCAACACCGAUAGCUGCUAGUCUUGGUGACAUCACGUCUUUAGCCCUUCUCUCAUGGAUAUCAACGAUCCUUUACGAAUCGAUCGAUAAACAGGAUUGGCUGGCACCACUCGUUAUUGCAUGCUACGUUCUUGUAACACCACUUUGGGUUUGGAUUGCCAAGAGAAAUAAAUAUACCAAUGAUGUGCUCUAUUCUGGAUGGACACCUGUCAUGGUUGCCAUGUUGAUCAGCAGUUGCGGUGGUUUGAUUCUUGAAUUCAUGGUAUCACGUUUCGAAAAUCUCACGGUUUUUCAACCUGUUAUCAAUGGAGUUGGUGGAAAUCUUGUUGCUGUACAAGCUAGUAGAAUAUCAACGGCUCUUCAUAAGCAAGCUGAACUUGGAACGCUUUUGAUACCACCUGGUCAAACUCAUCCUGUCAUUUUCAUUACACCAAUAGCUAAUUUCUUUGGCAAAGGUAUACAUGCAAGAACAACAAGAGUAUUGAUGUCUAUGGUGAUACCCGGUCACAUAAUUUUCAUUUAUCUAAUUAAUUAUAUGAAGGACGGUAAUACAUCGUUAACGCCUCUAUUCGUUUUCGUAUAUCUUUGCGCUGCUGUAUUACAAGUGGCUGCACUUUUGUAUAUCGCCUAUAUAAUGAUCCAUUGGAUGUGGAAAAGAAAAAUAGAUCCUGAUAAUUCGGCAAUACCUUAUUUAACUGCUAUGGGUGAUCUACUUGGCAUCAGUUUACUUGCGAUCGCCUUUCAAUUUUUAUAUCUCGUUGGUGAUCAGGAUUACGAUGAUCAGAUGAAGCCCUGAACGUGUGAAAAAAAAGGCAAAUUCAUCGGUCCAACAAUGGCGUAUAAAUAAUAAUAAUAAUAAUAAUAAUAAUAAUAAUAAUAAUAAUAAUAAUAAUAAUAAUAAAAAUAAUAAUAAUAAUGAUAAUAAUAACAAUAAUGAUAAUCAUAAUACAUAAAUAAAUAAAUAUAAAACGCUCUCGCGAAGAGUACGCUGAUAAACGUGAAAGGAAGGCAUUUCAAAGUGGCUGUGGUCGUAUGAAAGUAUACCAUACUGAAUCAAUUAUUAUCGAUCUGCCAUUUCGUCGAAAGGCCUAUAAGAAAAGGACGAGCUGUUUAAUAUUUCUCUCGGUGCUCUUUAACUUUAUUUCUAAUACAGAUAAGGUGAAGCAAAGAGAGGCAACGCUUGAGAUAUUCACAUAUUCGACCGUUGUAAAAGCUUCUUCGUUGAUCCUUUGAAGAAAAUUUCAAAGGGAAAUUGGGAUUGUUAUUAAAAGAUACGAAGAUUAUAAGAAGAAGGAAAAAAAAAAUGCCUUAAUGAUCGAUCGAUCGAGAUUUCAUGCGAAUUAACGAACAAAUGUUAUAAUUACGUUUCGAUGCACUUUGCUUCGAGCUACUAAAUUAGAUGACUUUUUAGAAUCUUUUUUGCAAUAACGAACGGAUUUAGAGACCUAAUCGCGGAACGAAUAAUAAAAAAAAAAAAAAAAGAAAAAGCAAAAAAAAGAAAGAAGAAAGAAAAUAAAGAAAAAGAAAAAAGAAAAGAAAAGAAAUCAAUCGCUAGCUGAUAAAUUUUCAUCUGUAUGUACAUAAUUUAUCAUCAGUUCAGACAAUAUUUUUAUUUUCCCUUUAUGCUCUGUAAGGAUAUUCGUUAAUUCGUCGAAGUUCAUUCUUAAAUUCGUUUUCUUUCAUCUUCCGCGACGAGACAAUUGUCAUUACCAAAGAAAGAAAGAUAGAAAAGUAGAAUGACAAAAAAAAAAAAACAAAAACAAAAAAAAACAAAAAAUAAGAAAACAAAAAAGAUUCCAACGCGUAUGUGUCUUCGACUAGUUGCCUUCGUAUACGAUGAGAGAUUAGCUAGUUGUUGUUAAUUGUAGCUGCCCAGGUGACCUACUAUUUUUGGAAGCUUUAAACAAGCUCACGAGUCAAAAACACGAAUCCAUUCUAAUAAUCUAUAAAUAGAUUAACACAAAAAUAGCAUGUUCCGAUUAUUUUCAAUUAGACAAAAAAACAUAAGAGAAAAAGAAAGAGAGAGAGAGAGAGAGAGAGAGAGAGAGAAGAAAAAAAUAAAAAAAAAAGAUUUAUCAUCAUCAUCGUGCUUUCUAAUCACAAAAGAGAUAGAUAUCUUUAACGUUAUCUUCAUAAUUAGAAGGUAAACUUAGAGUGAUUUAGAGAGAGUAUACCUUCAGGAUCAUACGUAAUUAUAUACUAUAGUACACAGAGAGUAAUAAAAAUUUGCGACGAAGAGGAGAGGAGAAUGAAAAGGAGGAAGGAUCGUCGUGUAAGCACGAUUUUAUUUUUGAAACUUCUCUUAACGAUUAAAAUAUACUUAUAUUUCGAAAUAUAGAUAUCAUAAAUCUAAUCGUUUAGAUGAGAGAAUUCAAAGAUUUAGAUCAGUUCGUUUAACAUACGACAUCUAACAUAUUGAUCGUUUUAGAAAGAUCGGUGUCGCGGUCUUAGAGGGAGAGAAUUAAGUAUUUUGAAAUUCAGACAAGGAUGAACCUUUGCCUGUUUUAUUAGAUCGAUCUUUUAAAAUAUAAAAAGAGAAAGAGAAGGGGAGGAUAUAAGAAAGAGAGUGAGAGAGAGAGAGAGAGAGAGAGAGAGAGAGACAGAAAUAUGGAAAGAAAAAAGAAAAAAAGAAAAGAAAAGAAAAGAAACUAGUAAAACUAGUGUAUCUCACUGUUGUUUAUAAAUUAAUUUUUUCUAUUCUAAUUCAUAAGUUCUCAUGAUGAACGCAACUCGCUCCGAUCGUUUUUACCAUUUUAAAAAGAUUUCCUCAUGUCGGAUCGAUUAAACAACGUUAGAAUUAGAAUUCACACUCAGCGAUAUUAACAUAAGCGCAACGUCUUGUACAGUGUAUGCUAUAUAUAGUAAUGAGUAUUUUGUAAAGAAAAAAGAGCUGUAUUAGAAACACGUGUACGUGAUGUGUAUAUAUAUAUAUGUGUGUAUGUGUAUAUAUAUAUAUAUAUAUGUAUAUAUAUAUAUACACACUCACGCAUAUAAGUAUUAGUAUGAUUAGAGAGGAAAAAUGAAAAAAAAAAAACAAAAAAGAAAAAAAACAAAAAGAAAAAAAAGCAAAAACGAAGGCAAACGUUCACUUAUCUUCGAAUUAAUAUCGAUAACAUUCGUACGUAGAAGAUAUCGUAACUACGAGAUUAGAAAUUUUCCCUUUAUCGUAAUAAAAUUUCUAAGCGUUAAUGGGUGAAGCAAUGCUUGUCAAAGCUAUUAUAUCAGAUUGUUUUAAAAUUCGCACUAUGUUUCACUCUAGAACAUUACGUACGAAUGAUAUAAUAUAUAUAUAUAUAUAUAUAUAUAUAUAUAUAUAUAUAUAUAUAUAUAUAUAAAUGGAUAAGACUAAUAUUUAGUCUUUCUGAAUAUGUAAUAAAAACUCUAAUCAAAUCACAGUUCGUGCUUAGUGCCAGAUCAUUCAGUAUUAUUCUUUAAUGCUAUUAUCAAUGAUUUUGAUGAAUAAUUUUUCAAGAUUCAUCUCGUGUCGUAUCUCAUUGGGAUAAAGAGAGAAAGAGAGAGAAAGGGAGGGAUUGUAAUUUUUUAAAAAUAAUUACUUUCCAGGAGAGAAAAAUAGAUAUAUGAUUCUAAAUUGACGACACGAAUUUAGAAAAAUUGUUUGAAAAUUAUUAGAAACAGAAAACAAAAAAAAGAAAAAAAAGGACAAAAGAAAAAAGAAAACAAAAAGAAAAUAUCAAAGAAUAUUAUCAACGGUGUAUUAUAAUGUAGAAUUAUAUAGUGAGAUUAUAGAAGAGGAGCAAAGAAGAAGCACAAUUAAAUAUAAAAAAAAAAAAAAAAAAAAA